Messenger RNA from Cyprinodon tularosa, 2016 nucleotides. It is a transcript of the gene tubg1, whose product is annotated as tubulin, gamma 1. The transcript is spliced from 11 exons. The record is from RefSeq and is a predicted model, not a curated record. The coding region runs from base 146 to 1501 and encodes 451 amino acids. Gene Ontology annotation, biological process: meiotic spindle organization; mitotic spindle organization; mitotic sister chromatid segregation. Gene Ontology annotation, cellular component: centrosome; microtubule; cytoplasm. Gene Ontology annotation, molecular function: structural constituent of cytoskeleton; GTP binding. Lineage: Eukaryota; Metazoa; Chordata; Actinopteri; Cyprinodontiformes; Cyprinodontidae.
GAAAACGACCCAACCCAGCGCCAAGCGGGAACGAGCGGGCAGUUGAUGGUGAUCUGUCGAAAACAGAGACAAUUACAGCUGCCGACAUUGAAAAGAAAUCGCUAGCCCUUCUGCUAGCUGUACAAGGAGCAACUGAAGACUGAACAUGCCGCGGGAAAUUAUAACUCUUCAGCUUGGACAGUGCGGAAACCAAAUCGGCUUUGAAUUCUGGAAGCAGCUGUGUGCUGAGCAUGGCAUCAGUCCAGAGGGGAUCGUAGAGGAGUUUGCAACUGAAGGGACGGACAGGAAGGAUGUGUUCUUUUAUCAGGCUGAUGAUGAGCACUACAUCCCUCGUGCCGUUCUGCUGGACCUUGAACCCCGCGUGAUCCAUUCCAUCCUCAGCUCCCCGUACGCAAACCUGUACAAUCCAGAGAACAUCUACCUGUCUGAGCACGGAGGGGGUGCUGGGAACAACUGGGCCAGCGGAUAUUCACAAGGCAAAAAAAUCCAAGAAGAGAUCUUUGAUAUCAUUGACCGAGAGGCAGAUGGUAGCGACAGUCUGGAGGGAUUUGUCCUCUGUCAUUCCAUUGCCGGGGGAACUGGGUCAGGACUGGGUUCGUACCUGCUGGAGAGACUCAACGACAGGUACCCAAAGAAGCUGGUACAGACCUACUCUGUUUUCCCAAACCAGGAUGAGAUGAGUGACGUGGUUGUUCAGCCGUACAACUCGCUGCUCACUCUGAAGAGGCUCACCCAGAAUGCAGACUGCGUGGUUGUGCUGGAUAACACCGCUCUGAACCGCAUUGCUACAGACAGGCUGCACAUCCAGAACCCCUCCUUCUCCCAGAUUAAUCAGCUGGUUUCAACAAUCAUGUCUGCCAGCACAACUACGCUACGUUACCCGGGCUACAUGAACAACGACCUGAUCGGCCUGAUUGCCUCACUAAUUCCCACUCCUCGUCUCCAUUUCCUCAUGACUGGUUAUACGCCCCUGACCACCGACCAGUCGGUUGCCAGCGUGAGGAAAACCACAGUGCUGGAUGUGAUGAGGAGGUUAUUGCAACCCAAGAAUGUGAUGGUAUCCACGGGAAGAGAGAGACAGCCCAAUCACUGCUACAUUGCUAUCCUGAACAUCAUCCAGGGGGAAGUUGACCCCACACAGGUCCAUAAAAGCCUUCAAAGGAUCCGGGAGCGAAAACUGGCCAAUUUUAUUCCCUGGGGUCCAGCCAGCAUCCAGGUGGCUUUAUCCAGGAGGUCCCCGUACCUGGCCUCGGCUCACAGAGUGAGCGGCUUGAUGAUGGCCAACCACACAAGCAUCUCUUCUCUCUUUGAGCGCACGUGCAGACAGUAUGACAAACUAAGAAAGCGUGAGGCAUUCCUGGAACAGUUUCGAAAAGAGGACAUCUUCAAGGAAAACUUUGACGAGCUGGACAACUCCCGUGAGGUUGUGCAGCAGCUUGUGGACGAGUACACCGCGGCAACACGGCCUGACUACAUCUCCUGGGGCACACAAGAUCAGUGACCGUGGUCUGUGACUGGCCAUAGCUGCUGUUCUGACAUUUAUUUAUUAGCAUGUAAUGAUAGUUUAAGAGGUGGUGAUCAAUGUUUAUACCAACUCAUUAACCAAAGUGUUUCCUGGACUGGCAUUCUGUUCUGGAGAAUCAGAAUCCUUGGUGAUCUACAUGUUCCUGUAACAAAUAGUUUCCAGAGUUAUUGCAAGUAAUCACUGACGGCAUCAGUUAAUGUUCAUUUCUUUUGCUUCCAGUCCUUCAAUGUUAAACAACCUGUUGCCUUUUUAUCUAUUUUUCUACAGAGUUCAGUAGUUUUUGUUGAAUUUUCAUUCUUGCCCACUACCCACAGAUUUCAAAGGAAGAUAUUUAAUGUAGGUUUUGCCAAACCUCACAUUUCUGACUUAAAGGUACCAAAGGUACCUCUGUUUUAAAGACUAACUGGUUCUCUGUAGAGUCUGAGGUGUAUUGUUCCUUAUUACUGUUUGAUGGACCUGUAAGAUGAAUAAAAAUGUUUUCUAUUACUGCA